Molecule: messenger RNA, 1366 nt
Organism: Closterium sp. NIES-67
Lineage: Eukaryota; Viridiplantae; Streptophyta; Zygnematophyceae; Desmidiales; Closteriaceae
Source: the annotation of a GenBank genome assembly
CUGGAGAAUCAUGGAAGCCAGGUAAUUGAGCAACAAGACCAUUAGACACAAUCUACACAUUUGGCGACCUUUAGUAAACCUGACUUAUCUUUUGGCAGGAGAUUCUGGCUUGGAGCUUGCUGCGUUGCACUGACCUGGUCGUGCUUCCUUCCUGAACUAGCCAAAACUGUUCAAGAAACUCGCAGGCCUUGAAUCAGCACGUGCUGCUAGUGUCCCUUCUGUUGCCAGCAUCUCUCCUACUUGCUAUUCCUAACAUCGCUCGCCAUGGCUGCUCUUCGAGCUUCCCUUUCAUCCAUCUCCAACCCUUCCCUCGCACUCCAACACAAUUUCGUCUCACAUGCCGUCAAUAACCAGCCUUCCGCCGUAAAAGUCUCGCCACGUUAUCACGUCCGCGCUGCUGCCAGCUCAGCAUCCAGCGACGGUGACGUGGAAUCCCAGCUGGACCGCCGGAGCGUCCUACUGUCAAUGGUUGCUGUGGCGCUGUCCCCAAUGGUAGCUGCCGGCGAGGCGUCCGCCAUAACCGUUCCGAAGCAGGUCGGGUCGUUCCUCCCAAAAUCCGAAGACGGCGAGUUUGUGGUUUUCACCCCGGGAAUGAAGGACACUCCGGCUCUUAGAGCAGGCAACGUGUCCCCCUACACGUUCAACAUCCCCCCCACCUGGACCCAGUCCCGCAUUGCCAACAUUUUGUCGGGCAACUACUGCCAGCCCAAGUGCGCAGAGCCAUGGAUCGAAGUCAAGUUCGAGGAUCCCCGGGAGGGAACCCUGCAGGUGGUGGCGUCGCCCAUGGUGCGCCUGACCAACAAGCUGGAGCUGCCUAUAGAGGAGAUCGGCACGCCAGAGAAGAUCAUUGCUGCGCUCGGGCCGUUUGUGACGGGCGACUCGUAUGACCCGGAUGAGGUGGUGGAGACGAAGGUCCGCAAGGAGGGUGACCAGACGUACUACGAGUAUUACCUGGAGACGCCCUAUGCGCGGUCAGGCACCUACAACCUGGCGUCUGCCACGGCCAAGGGCAGCACCGUGCUGCUGCUGGUGCUCAGCGCCUCGGACAAGCAGUGGGCUACGGGCGAAUCGAAGCUGAGAAAGAUGCUCAAGUCAUUCAGCGUGUGAUGUAGCAGCCUUGUGUGAAGUCUAUUCUGAAACAUUAUGCACCGCCUUUUGUGCCUCUGCUUGGCAUGGUACUACUCUGUAGGAGUACGGUAGGAGUCGUGGUUAUAGGGGCCCCAAGCCGGGUUGUCAUUUUAGAAGACUGGUAGCAGUGGGGGUCAGCCAAGAAUGGUGCAGGGCUGGAUCACUUGCAUGUCCAUGAAUCUAUUUGGUUCAUACCAUUUUGUGAGUACAUAUACCCAAGACUAGAACUCGUGCCCUU